AUGGUGUUAUGGCAUGUUAAACGUAGACUUAAGACUAAUCCUCAUGGACAUGGUGGAUAUAUUAGCAUUGUUACCAUCUCACCAGAUGGAUUAUUGCAUAUCUGGUGGAAAGAUGGUGAUGCGAUGUUAUGGGGUUUGAAUGAGGAUGCAGAUGAUAUAAUGAAUGCUUUAGUAUUUAGUCCGGAUAGAUAUUGGUUGUGUGCUGCUACUUCUUGUAUUAAAAUUUGGGAUCUGGAAACUAAAAAAGUUAUCGGUGAUUUAAAACCUGAUUUUAUGGAUAUUGGUAGAUUCCGAGUCAAGGUUAGAGUUCGGGAAACUUUAUAA
This is a messenger RNA of Entrophospora candida, 324 nucleotides long. Lineage: Eukaryota; Fungi; Glomeromycota; Glomeromycetes; Entrophosporales; Entrophosporaceae. The record is from the annotation of a GenBank genome assembly.